Arthroderma uncinatum is the source of this 879-nucleotide messenger RNA. RefSeq names its product DUF1711 domain-containing protein. Gene Ontology annotation, cellular component: Ino80 complex. The coding region runs from base 1 to 879 and encodes 292 amino acids. Lineage: Eukaryota; Fungi; Ascomycota; Eurotiomycetes; Onygenales; Arthrodermataceae. The transcript is spliced from 2 exons. Gene Ontology annotation, biological process: chromatin remodeling. The record is from RefSeq and is a predicted model, not a curated record.
AUGGCUGGCUCGGACACCUCGUCGACCACCACCGCCUCCUCUCGAGCACCGCCGCCAGCUUCAUCUUCGACUGGCAAGGCCAGGGCCAGGAAGAUAGUCGUCCUCUCGCUCUCGCCAGCAGUCCUUGGCCGGUUCGCCAGCGGCAGCGGCAGUGCCAGCACCGUCGACGACAGCCAGGCCAAGGAGGAAGAGUCGAGCUCGCCCUCCACGCCGCCAGCACCGCUCACCCAGACCUCGUCGGGGAGUGCAGCCGACAACGCUUCAGACGGCGAUGCUGCGUCCACCCCGAAUGCCGGAGACGCCUCUGUCAGCGGCCCUGCACCGUCGACGCCCGCUCCUGCUUCUGCCAACGGACCUACUUCAGCUCCCGCUACGGGCUCGGGGACAGGUCCAGCGAAGGCCGGGACCAAGAGAGGCGCCGCCGCCCUGGGUCCGGAUGGCCUGCCCAAGCCGCGGGGGAAGCCAGGUCCCAAGAAGAAACCAAGACUUGAGGAUGGCGAAACACCGUCUCGCCCAGCUGCACCGGCCCACCGUCUCGGCCCCAAGGCAAACCAGGGAGCCAUCAACGCCGGCCUGCGUGCCCUGGACCGCACAGGCAAGCCGUGUCGAAAGUGGGAGCGAAAGGCGUUCCAGCUCAAGUCGUUCACCGGCGUGCUAUGGCAGGUUCCUAGCUGGGGGGCACCACCACGCCCUAAACCAACGGAAGACGAAAAGGAAGAGAAAGAAGGGGAAAAGGUAGAGAAGAAGGAAAAGGAGAAGAAGAGUGAUAAGAGCGAGAAGAGCGAGAAGAGCACUGCCGGCGAGGGUGAUCGAGAUGCAACGCCGGCCGGUAGCAUGCUGGGCAUCGAGUCGCCCGCUCCCGUCGCCGUUGCAUCCUAG